Molecule: messenger RNA, 1022 nt
Organism: Polychytrium aggregatum
Lineage: Eukaryota; Fungi; Chytridiomycota; Chytridiomycetes; Polychytriales
Exons: 3
Coding region: 50-646 (198 amino acids)
Source: RefSeq, a predicted model, not a curated record
CAGCACCACCGCCAUCAGGAUCAGAGGUGCAUAGCGGCUUGCAGCGACCAUGUCCAAGAGUACGGCCGGAAAGAGCAAAAAGACCACCAGCACGGGCACCGGCAGUGGUACGGCCACCGGCCCGGCGAUCUCCAAAAAGGCUGACCCCAAAGCAGGAUCCAAGGGAGUGGCCGUUUCGUCCAAGCCGGACGGAGCAGUCGCUUCGGCCCCGCCCAAGACCAAAACGAACGAAAUCGACGACAUCUUCAGCGGCAACUACUCAAAGGAUAAAGGGAGCGCCGCCGGCGAAUCCGAAAAGCGCAAGGCCCCCGAGCCUGUCGCCGCCGGGCCAGAGCCCGCAAAGAAGAAGAAGGGCAAGUCCAAGUCCAGCUCCCAGAGCGAAAGUCAGGCAGAUUCCAAGCCCACUCCUUCAGCCGAGGCCAAGGCGACGGCGACGCCAGUGGUCGUUACCGUCGAUCUCUCGCAGGCCGGCAAGGUUGAGAAGACUGAGCUUCCCGACGACACGGAUGGAUUUGCCAACAGCCGUGGUCUAAAAGUGCGAGGAUACACAGAAGAAGGAUACAAAAUCUACGGAGAGGACGAACUGUUCUCUUCGACAGGAGGAGAUACGGAGGACUGUCCGUUCGAUUGCCGAUGCUGCUACUGAAUCAUCCCGCGCUGAAUGCCCAUACUAUGUCCGAUGGGAGCUGGAGAACAGACCUCUCAAGCGAUUUCGAUAGGGAGCGGCCGCAUUGGCGACAAGAUCUGGUGUGCUCGCGCUUAUGCCCCGGAGCUGGCGUGGCUGCAAGCGCCCGCUUUGGUGCACCCUCUGCAUCAUCGCAGCUUGGUCCGGUUAGUGCACAGUGGCCAUCAUGUGUGGUGAUUGGAGAGAAGUGAUUCUCGUACAAUCGCAACGUCAUGUCCUGACGUGGGUGAUUCAAGGAGGCAGGCGAAGGCAUUUGCAAGUCAGAGUCUGGACGCUCUCGCCUGUACCUUCCUCCCUCCCCUCCCUAUCGUUAAAUAUAUCCGAAGCUCGACCCACA